AUGGCUACCGCACCGGACCCAGACGAGGUGCUUCGUUCCACGGAUGGAAAAGAUAAAUUCCAACGAAUAUCGCGUCUGCUAAUUAGUGGAGGUACUACACUACUUAGGGAGGUGUUUGAUCGGACUUACCCACCAUCACGUCUUCCUUCAAAAUUAAAAGAUCCAAAUACAAAGAAGCAGCUUAAAGAGGCAAAGCUCACAAAGCCACAGCGAAACUGCCUGUACCCCUCCCCGGGGACGUAUGGUGAGUCAAAAGAUUUCGAUAUUACUCUGCUCUUCGCUUUGCUAAGGACAAUAUGCAACCUCCCCCGUCCAAGCAAGGGCUGGGAUAUUCUACCAGCUCCCGCCGAUCACAGUUUAGUUGCAGAAUUGGCAAGAAUUAAGCAUUACAGGAACGCGGUGUAUGGCCAUGUAAAGCGAAACGUGGAGAUUACAGAUGACGAAUUUCUACAGCUUUGGAAGGACAUCGGCCAGGCUCUGAUAGGUGUCGCAGCAUACCUUGGCUCACCAAGCAAAUGCGACUGGCAGACGAAAAUUGACAAGUUAUUGAAGGAUCCCCUUACUGCUGAAGAUGAAAGAAACGUACAGGAACUGCAAGAAUGGUAUAAAAAGGAUGAAGACAUCAAAAAAUCCUUAGAUCAAUUGGUAGAUACAACCCAAAAAGGGAAAGACAGUAUAGAAAGGAUGGAAAAAAACGUUGAGGAGAUCAAAAAAUACUUGAGUGAAUUGUAUGAGCUUAGGCCAAAUUCUUGCGAGAAUUGUACUUGUACUGAUGCAGCUAUACUUCCGGUGAAGUUGAGUUGUGAGAUCUACGCACACUCAGAUCAACAAGGGGACCUUUGCGGAAUGUCAGUAAAUGGAGAUGCUUCGCGUGCUACUGCACAGGAGGUAUUGAAUCAAAUUGCGAAAAGUUAUUUGCAGAUAGUUGAAUCAUCCACGAAAAAAGAGUGCAAUGAAUUUAUGGAGUAUCUAACGAGGAUGGGGAAGGUGUUAGUUGUAGACGUCAUAAAAGGGAGCUUGAUGAUCAAAGUGGGAUGCCGAUCUGUGCAGAUAUUGAGUGACUUGUAUAUAGACUUUUUAACAGGUCAUUUAAAUGCACUGGCACAAGAACACCUUGUGACAGAGAGGGUUCUUACCAAGUUUGCCCUUAUGGAAGCAAAACUCACUACAAACAUUUCAGAGAACGAGUACAGAAAUUGUCGAAAGCAAUUAAAGGCAUAUGCAGUCCUGGAGCCGAAAGUUCUUGACCUAAAGAACCGUCGAGAUAAACUCCAGGAGAAGUUCCUCGAAUGGGUUAAAGUUAGAAAAAAAAUCAGAAGUUUACUUGAAAGACCGCUCCAAGAUCGUAGAAUGUACUCCUGCAGUACUUUUCAUUGGCUUGUGGCCUUAGUCGCUGUAGGAUUAAUGGCAGCAAUCAGCACUUUUGACGUGUUAGCCGCCGACGAAGACAUUGGCUUAGGUGUAGUGAUAUGCAUAGGCUUGUGGGUAUGCUUAGGGUUGGCCUUAAGCGCAACCAUAGCCUCAAAACCAGGUUCUAAUAAGGAAAAAGAUCUUGGAGAUGACAAAAACGCCUUACAAAAAGUUUCGUCAGAUGCCCGUCUCCUCGGGAAAUGUGUGGCUAGCCUUUCUAUUUGUUGCCGCAACCACACGGAGCAAGUGCUAACGAGCAAAGUUAUGGCAAGGGAAUUCCCAUUUUUAAUUGACAUUCUACGAGAAUCAGGGUCAGAAUUUCACCGUGAAUCGAAGUCAAUGCUGCAAGCGCUGAUCAAAAGAGAGUUAAACAUUCAUUCUAAGGGAUUUCAAUCUUUACUGACCACCAACAGGGAAAUCCUACAGGAGCUGCAUGAAGGACCAAGUCAGGAUGAGAUUCAGGAAAUGAUCGUGGAUUUUAUCAAAGUAGAAUUCGAUAAAAAUCGUCUUAAAUUUCAUCAAACAAGUCCUUUUCUAUCCCACUUCCAUUAG
Molecule: messenger RNA, 1962 nt
Organism: Pocillopora verrucosa
Lineage: Eukaryota; Metazoa; Cnidaria; Anthozoa; Scleractinia; Pocilloporidae
Source: RefSeq, a predicted model, not a curated record